GCUCUCAACCACAACCACCACCACCACCACCACAUGGAGGAGAAGAUAACUCUCCGGCCAUUCACCAUCUCCGACGCCGACGACUAUAUGGUCUGGGCUUCCGACGACAAAGUAACCCAUUUCUGCAGCUGGAACUCAUAUACUGACAAGAACACACUCAUAGACUACAUAGAAAAAACAGUUCUCCCCCACCCUUGGUUCCGGGCCAUAUGCCUGAACGGACGUCCGGUGGGGGCUAUCUCAUUCAUGCCGGCGACCGGUAAUGAUAGUUGCAGAGGUGAGCUUGGAUAUGUUUUGUCUUCAGAGCAGUGGGGGAAAGGAGUAAUGACAAAAGCAGUGAAGCUGGCAGUGAAGAGUGUGUUUGAGGAGAUGAAAGGGUUGGAGAGGGUGGAGGCUUUAGUUGAUGUGGAGAAUAAAGGUUCUUUGAAGGUUUUGGAGAAGGUAGGGUUCUUGAAAGAAGGGGUGCUUAGGAAGUAUCUUGUUCAUAAAGGGACAACUAUUGAUAUGAUUAUGUUUAGCUUCUUGUCCACUGAUACCAUGCUUGAAUGAUAUAUUUAUGUAUUGUAUAAGUAUUUGUGAGUUAUUUCGUGUCGCAUGUCUUUGUUUUGAUUCUUAUUUAUCUUGUUGAAUUAAUGAAUUAUGUAUUAUAUAUCA
Molecule: messenger RNA, 654 nt
Organism: Dioscorea cayenensis subsp. rotundata (Guinea yam)
Lineage: Eukaryota; Viridiplantae; Streptophyta; Magnoliopsida; Dioscoreales; Dioscoreaceae
Exons: 1
Coding region: 34-549 (171 amino acids)
Molecular function (GO): acyltransferase activity, transferring groups other than amino-acyl groups
Source: RefSeq, a predicted model, not a curated record